AUGGAGACUAACACAAGACGGAUGGUUACCUUGAAUGGGUCCAAUUAUCAUGUGUGGAAAAGGAAGAUGGAAGAUCUCUUGUACGUGAAGGAUUAUUAUUUGCCCGUGUUUACCGAUGAGAAGCCGUCGGAUAAAACUGAUAAAGAAUGGGAGCUUUGUCACCGUCAGGUGUGUGGCUACAUUAGGCAAUGGGUAGAUGAUAAUGUCCUCAACCACGUUAGUGAAGAAAAGCAUGCACGGAACUUGUGGAAUAAACUCGAAGAGUUAAAGUUUCUCAAGGAGAAUCCGAAUGACAAAGGCAAAGAAAAGAAGGCUGAAGAUGGUGAAGACGGUGAGAAGGUAGCGACGGCUACUAAUGAUUUUCUUAUCAUUUAUGAAGGCGAUGCCGUCAAUGUCGCUUGUCAGGAGACUAGUUGGGUGAUCGAUAGCGGUGCUUCAAUUCAUGUCACAUCGCGAAGGGAUUUCUUCAGGUCCUACACUCCCGGUGACUUCAGAAGUGUUAGGAUGGAAAAUGAUGGUAUUGCUAAGGCAGUUGGCAUGGGAGACGUGCACUUGGAGACUGAAAAUGGCAACACCUUAGUUUUGAGAGGUGUGAAGCAUGUUCCCAACAUUCGCAUGAAUUUGAUAUCUACCGGCAAGCUCGAUGAUGAAGGGUUUUGUAACACCUUUCGAGACAGAAAGUGGAAACUCACGAAGGGAUCCUUGAUUGUGGCGAGAGGGCAAAAGUAUUCUUCAUUGUACGUGAUGAACGUGAAGAUUGUGGAUCCUAUGAUCAAUGCGGUGGAUGAUGAACGCACUGUGGAACUUUGGCACAACCGACUUAGCCACAUGAGCGAGAAGGGUUUGAUAGUGUUGGCCAAGAAGAAUCUCCUCCCAGAUCUAGUUCCUAUACCUAUUGUGUAUCCUGAUCAAGGGGGAGCGGCGCCGGAGACUGAUAUUGGUCCUAAAAAUGGUGAUGUCCCCAAUGGUGAUGUCCCCACAGUUGAUGUUGUUGAGCCAACUGAUGAAGUUUAA
This is a messenger RNA of Striga hermonthica, 1014 nucleotides long. NCBI's taxonomy places the organism in Eukaryota, Viridiplantae, Streptophyta, Magnoliopsida, Lamiales, Orobanchaceae. The record is from the annotation of a GenBank genome assembly.